GAGUAAUAUGGCAAAUUAGGUUGAAUUCAAAUAACUUGGUUUCUUGAAAGGUCACGGUGAUUGGGUUACUACUGUCAUAACAAACUGAGAUCCAACUUAGGCUGACUUAGUCAUUUCAGGCUCAAGAGACAAAUCCAUUUUAGUUUGGAAACUAUUCAAACAACCUGAUGGUGAUUUAGCUGGUCAACCAAGAAAGCAAUUAAAUGGACACUCUCACUUUGUUAGCGAUUUAGUAUUGUCAAAUGAUAACAAAUAUUUAUUAUCUGCUUCAUGGGACAAGGAAUUGAGAUUUUGGGAUUUGGUUAAUGGAACAUGCACACAUAGAUUUGUUGGAAAUAAAAAGGAAAUCUUCACAUGCGCAAUGAGUCCAGACAAUAGAUAAAUUCUUUGUGGUGGAGCUGAACGAAAAUUUAAAUUAUACAAUGUUAAGGCUGAAGAAAAACUCACCUAAUAAAACCAUCUCCACUCUGAUUGGAUCAGCUCUGUCAGAUAUUCACCAAUAAUCAAAAAUAUCUAACCAUAUUUUGUUACAGUUGGUUGGGACGGUUGGCUCAAAGUCUGGAAUUAAAAUUUUACAAUCAGAUUCUAAUUCAAAGCUCAUGAUUCUUAAAUCAACAGCGUUGCCAUUAAUCCAUCUGGUGAAUACAUUGCUACUGGAGGUAAAGACAAGAAAUUGUACAUCUGGAACAUUACUGAUUUGAAGAAACCCGCUUUUGAAUACGAUGCCGGAGGAAUCAUUAAUUAAGUAAAUAGAAAAAUUUAAUAAAUAGCUCGCUUUCCAUCCUUAAUAAAAUUGGAUCGUUGCUGCCACAGAAAAUGGAAUAAAAGCUUGGUAAAUAUCAUAAGAGGAAAAAGUUGAAACCAAAGCACCUAUUGUUACUUUGGAUCACCACACUGAAAGUAAUAAUUACAAGUUAUCGUUAAGCUUUGGUUGCUGGAGGAGUUAAGAAGAUCUAAAAGCAUGGUGCUAUUUCUGUUGCCCUUGAUGCUAAUGGUGCUAAACUUUAUGGAGGCUUCACUGAUGGAUCAAUCUUAGUUUGGGAAGUUUCAACCAAGAAUUGAAAUCAUUAUGUACAUUACAACAAUUCCAAUAAACUUACGCUAUAGAUAUGACUUUAAAAGAGGUAGAAAGAGAAUUG
This is a messenger RNA of Paramecium octaurelia, 1139 nucleotides long. The record is from the annotation of a GenBank genome assembly. Lineage: Eukaryota; Ciliophora; Oligohymenophorea; Peniculida; Parameciidae.